CUGGUCAACGUCUUCUUCUUCGGGUCUGUCGUAUAUUUCUCUAAAUUGAAUUCUCGACUCUCGACUCUCUCAAACCCCUCUAUUCUUGGAGUAUACGAGAAACAGAGACCCCGAGCAGAUGGGUUCUACAAGAUAGAGAGAAUCCACGCCGUCUUCUAGUUGUCUUCUUGUAGUAUAAAGAAUUGGAUCGAUCUUAAACAUGGAAAUAAGAAGCUCUCUUUUGGUGGGUCUUUUUCUCUUACUAGUUCCACUCGCCAUUGACUUGUGUGUCGCUGAUUCCAAGGAAAUUGUAAGGGGAAAUGAUGGAUUGGAUCCAAAUUUGGAUGAUAAAGCCGCUUCUCACUUGACUCAAAAGUCAAAUGAAGUUAAUAAAGUAAAACAAACUGGGGGAGAUCCAGUGAAUACAACUAAGGAUGCAACAAAGGAAGAUAUAAGUAACACCGGAUCCAGUGUAGAAACUAAAGAUGUGGAAAAGGGUAAAGGAGAUGCAAUCAAGAAAUCUAAAGGUGGUGAUGGAAAACCAAUCAAGGAGGGGAAAGAUGAAGCAGAUUCGGGACUGGUAAAGAAGGACAGUUCUCAGAGUCAAGAAUGCGAUUCAGCUAAUAACUGCACUGACGAGGAGAAGAAAUUGGUUGCAUGUUUGAGAGUACCUGGAAAUGAUUCUCCGGGUCUAUCACUUUUAAUUCAAAACAAGGGGAAAGGUCCUCUCUCUGUUAAAAUAGUUGCUUCUGAUUUUGUUAAACUAGAGGAAACUGAAAUCCAGCUUCAGGAGAAAGAAAACAAAAAGAUGAAGGUUACCAUUCAAGAUGGAGGCACAGACAACUCAAUAGUCUUAUUAGCGGGAAAUAGCCGAUGCAGCCUCGAUAUAGGGGAUCGGAACACUCCUAAGCGAACAAACAUGAACUUUUCACUAAUGCCUACGAUUGCAUUUUUAUCGUUAGCCAUAUUUCUGAUAUUGGCAUCUGGUUGGAUGUGCAUCACCUUUUAUAGGAAGCGAGUCUCUAGCAACAGCUCAAUUUAUCAUAGGCUAGACAAGGAGCUGCCCAUUUCCAGCGUGGCAGCAAAAGCGGAUAUAGUUGAUGAUGGAUGGGAUAACGGUUGGGAUGAUAAGUGGGAUGAUGACGAGGAGGCGCCCAAGACACCCUCCGUGCCUCUCACUCCAAGCUUCGCAUCUCCAGGCCUUGCUGCUCGACGGUUGACCAAGGACGGCUGGAGGGAUUAGUUCUGAAAUUUAGGGUUGGCAUGAACAACCAAAGGUGGGGAAAACAGUAAAAAGACUCCUUACUAGUUCAGUUUUUUUUGUCUUAGUCUUUUGUAAGGUUUCUUUAUGAGGAUUGUUGCAAGUGAAAUGCAUAGGUGCGUAUACAACUGAAUAUUUUUGACUCGGGGAGCGAGAAUUAUAUUGGGUUGGGCCCUAAAGUAUCACUAGUUCCGGGCUUGAGUUGGGCCUGGAAAAUCA
Molecule: messenger RNA, 1459 nt
Organism: Tripterygium wilfordii
Lineage: Eukaryota; Viridiplantae; Streptophyta; Magnoliopsida; Celastrales; Celastraceae
Exons: 5
Coding region: 200-1222 (340 amino acids)
Source: RefSeq, a predicted model, not a curated record